This is a messenger RNA of Zea mays, 1251 nucleotides long. RefSeq names its product dehydration-responsive element-binding protein 1F. Gene Ontology annotation, molecular function: DNA-binding transcription factor activity; DNA binding. The record is from RefSeq and is a predicted model, not a curated record. NCBI's taxonomy places the organism in Eukaryota, Viridiplantae, Streptophyta, Magnoliopsida, Poales, Poaceae. The transcript has a single exon. Bases 543 to 1109 code for a protein of 188 amino acids. Gene Ontology annotation, biological process: regulation of DNA-templated transcription.
CAUGCAAACACUACGUACUGUUACACCUGCGGCAUGUAGCUAAACUUAAUUUGCAGUCAAUUCCCCAAUGGAUGCAUGCUCAAGAUUCCCCAUAGUCGUCUCAUCUUUGCCGCCGGGCUAUCAAGAAAAAUACAUCUACCUAUCUAUCUAUGAAUCUUAUAUAUCAGCCGGGGCCAAAAUGUAUCUAUAACUUGCUGUAUGACUGGAGCAUCAAUGUACACGUGUGAUGAUGAAUGAAUCGUCAGUGAUCACCCCACUGGCUACUAGCUAGCUGCGUCCUGUUCUCUCAAGCUGUCAAUUACUAGCACAGCAUUCCACCAUGACAGAUCAGUAAUGGCCACGAAACAGUUUCGCAUGGCGGCAGCUUAUCCUGGCAUUUCCAUGCACGAGGAGCAGCCCACUCGAUCCAUCGCUCACUAGUCACUACCCUGUGGCGCUGGCGUCUCUUAUAAGAGCGCCGUGAUCACCCGCGAAUCCGCACUGCACUUGCACCUUCAUUACCGCGCAUUGAGAUCGAGUGCUCGAGCGACGACCAGCUGGACAUGGAGAACCACCACCACCACCUGCAGCAGCAGCAGCAGCCGGCCGCUACCGCGAGCUCCCCGCAGUACCGGGGCGUGAGGCGGCGGAAGUGGGGCAAGUGGGUGUCGGAGAUCCGGCAGCCGGGCACCAAGGUCCGCGUCUGGCUCGGCAGCUUCGACUCCGCCGAGGCCGCGGCCGUGGCGCACGACGUGGCCGCGCUGUGCCUGCGCGGCCCGCGGGACGCGCAGCUCAACUUCCCGGGCUCCGCGGGGUGGCUGCCCCGCCCGGCCAGCACCGGCCCGGCCGACAUCCGCGCCGCCGCGGCUGAGGCGGCCGAGCGCGUGCGCCGCGAACCGGAGCUUGUCGGUGCUGCUGCCGCUGCCAGGGGCCCCGGCACCAGCAGCCGCCUUGACCUGGCCGUGGGCGACGAGUUUGACGACGACCUCGCGUCGCCCAGGCUGUGGACCGAGAUGGCCGAGGCCAUGCUGCUGGACCCACCCAAGUGGGGCCGGAUGGCAGCGACGGUUCCGAGUGCUCUGGCUCCCAGCAUUGGCCCCAGGGGUCACUGUGGGAUGCAUGCUAAAUAGACUGCAUGCGAGAUGACAAUGGAUACCCAACCCCAAAAUCCGAUGGGUUCUAUCUGAUAUGUAGACGAGUAUAUAAUGGUUUCCGUACCCAUGGACCAUGGAUAUAUUAGUGGAUAAGAAUUUUUACCCAUUGGAUUGGGUA